Messenger RNA from Fusarium tjaetaba, 546 nucleotides. Its product is annotated as dienelactone hydrolase family. The transcript is spliced from 4 exons. Gene Ontology annotation, molecular function: hydrolase activity. The record is from RefSeq and is a predicted model, not a curated record. The coding region runs from base 1 to 546 and encodes 181 amino acids. NCBI's taxonomy places the organism in Eukaryota, Fungi, Ascomycota, Sordariomycetes, Hypocreales, Nectriaceae.
AUGGAUGGCAGACCAGCCCCUACAUGUCUUCUUGACAUCGUGGGUCCGCUGACUGACACAACUCCAAGUUGGAACUGGAUCUGGAAGCUGUGGUACCUUGCGCAGACCAUAUACGGAAUGGCGCCCUUCUUUUACUAUAACGGCUUGGCAGCUUCAUGGCCCAGAAUUCGGAUUCUGCUGGGGCGGCAAACCCGCGCUGUGGCCUUGGCGCAUCCAGAAUCUAUUACUGAAGAUGGCAUGCCCCUUGUUAAUGCUGUUUUUACCUGCCAUCCAAGCGGCAUGUCGCUGCCUCAAGACGCAGAGCCAAUCGCCAAGCCUGUCUCAGUGGCCAUUGGAGACAGGGAUAUCAUCACGCCCCCCAUGUCUCAGGUCAAUAUGAUGAAAGAGACUUGGAAGGAUUUGGAUACGGCUACAGAAGUGGUGGUGUACCCCGGAGCCGGGCACGGCUUCUGCGUGCGGGUAGAUGAGAAGAACAAGAAUCUGUUUCAACAGAGCAAGGAGGCGGAAAAGCAAGCUUUGGAUUGGUUUGCGAUGCAUUUUGGUUAA